Molecule: messenger RNA, 1228 nt
Organism: Sipha flava (yellow sugarcane aphid)
Lineage: Eukaryota; Metazoa; Arthropoda; Insecta; Hemiptera; Aphididae
Gene: nudC
Product: nuclear migration protein nudC
Exons: 7
Coding region: 189-1166 (325 amino acids)
Biological process (GO): protein folding
Cellular component (GO): cytoplasm
Source: RefSeq, a predicted model, not a curated record
UAACCACAGCCCUGCACGUUUCCUGUUUAACGUUCCGCUUUGUGAUACACGGUUAUAUUGGUGUUCAACAGCGAAAUAUUUCAAACACUGUACACUUUUUUCAUUGUUUUAUUUGUGAAUAUUUCUAAUUUCUGCUAAUUUUUUAAUAUUGUUUUUGGCUUUUUAUUUUUAUUUCAUUCCUAUUCAUUAUGUCAAAUGCUAACGAAGAGAAAUUUGAUGCAAUGCUACUGGCAUUGGCUCAGCAGCACGAGAAAGGCGUCGAACAACUUUUAGAUACAUUUUUUAGUUUUCUUGGUCGAAAAACAGAUUACUUUAUUGGAAGUCCUGAUGAAAAAGCUUCAGAACGAAUGUUAUUAUCGGUAUUUAAUAAACAUCGUGAUAUCGCUCUAAAACAAAAACGUGCUGAAGAUGAGAAACGUAAACAAGAAGCAUUAAAAAGAUUACAAAAGUCAAAAGAGGAGAAAGAAUUAGAGACUAAACCUAAACUUAAAGAAUUGACUGACGAAGAAGCUGAUCAACUUCAAAAAGAGUUGGAUAUGAAAAAAAAUGUAAAAGAUGUUGAUCCAUUAUUAUCUGGAGAAACAACAAAUGAAGUAUCUCAACCAAUUGAAGAAGAUGAUGAUGAUCCGAAAGAAACUGGUAAAUUGAAACCAAAUGCAGGCAAUGGUUGUGAUUUACCUAAUUAUAGAUGGACUCAAACAUUGUCUGAUGUUGAGCUUAAAAUUCCAUCUAAAGCAGCAUUCAAAUUGAGACCACGGGAUGUAAUUGUGAAUUUGAAAAAGAAACAUAUUUACGUUGGUAUAAAGGGACAGCCACCGAUAUUGGAUGAUGAACUACAACAUGAAAUCAAACUCGAAGAAACCACUUGGCUGCUCGAAGAUGGAAAAACGUUCCUCAUUAAUAUUGAAAAGGUGAACAAAAUGGAAUGGUGGUCAAAGUUAGUGGUUUCGGAUCAAGAGAUAUCUACUAAAAAAAUCAACCCUGAGCCAUCUAAACUUUCCGACUUAGAGGGUGAAACUAGAUCCAUGGUGGAGAAAAUGAUGUACGACCAACAACAAAGAAAUAUGGGAUUACCUACGUCAGACGAGCAGAAAAAACAGAACGUUCUCCAAAAGUUUAUGGAACAACACCCCGAGAUGGACUUUUCCAAGUGUAAAUUCAAUUAAAUGCGCUCAAGUCCAAGACAAAAUAUAUAUAGAACAAUAUUACAUAAGAAUUGAAAUAUUAA